UUUCAAAUUCGCAGCCUCCCAUUCAUACUAAUCACACCAAAGCGCACUGAGCUUCGAACCCACAACCUUUGCAGCCCUGGCCACGGGAGUCACGGUCAUAUCUCAGAGCUGUUUUUCUCAUCCUUCUUAUUUUUUGGAAAUCAUCCAAACUCUUUCACGGUAAGCUCCAAGGGUCCAAGUCGUUGUAUCAUUUUAUUUCAGAAGAUAGAAAGAUAAAGACAGGUUUUGAGUUCGCGCCUGUGGCCGGAAGGGUUGGUAGAUCGUUGUGGACCAAACACUUCCUGUUUCCUUCUCAGCCUGGCUUGGGACGAAUUUUGCAGUAAAAGCAUCAAACGAAGCUCCGGGAUACCACAAAAAUGUCUGCAGACAACGAGCUGACGGCCAAGCUCCAGAGGAGGCUCAACAUCAACGAAGGGGACGAGGAGCCCUCCCCCAAUUCUCACGUCUUCAAUCCGUACACGGAGUUCAAGGAGUUCUCCAGGAAGCAGAUCAAGGACUACGAGAAGAUGUUCAAGACGUAUGAUGUGGACAGGAACAACUUGAUUGACUUUAAUGAGUUGAAGCUGAUGAUGGAGAAACUGGGGGCUCCUCAGACCCACCUGGGCCUCAAGGCCAUGAUCAAGGAGGUGGACGAGGACAAUGAUGGUGCCAUCAGUCUCAGAGAGUUUCUCCUGAUCUUCAGAAAGGCAGCGGCAGGAGAGCUGCAUGAAGACAGCGGGCUGGGGAAACUGGCCGAGCUGGCGGAGAUAGACGUCGACAAGGAGGGAGUCAAGGGGGCCAGGGACUUCUUCUCCGCUAAGAUUGAGGAGCAGUCGAAGGGAGCGAGGUUUGAGGCUGAGAUCAAGGCAGAGCUGGAGGAGAAGAAACGGGAGGCAGAGGAGCGCAAGAUGAGGAGGCAGGCUUUCAAGGAGAAACAAGCUGCAUUCAUGAGUGCCUAGAU
Messenger RNA from Branchiostoma belcheri (Belcher's lancelet), 940 nucleotides. Its product is annotated as EF-hand domain-containing protein D2-like. The transcript has 4 exons. Gene Ontology annotation, molecular function: calcium ion binding. The record is from RefSeq and is a predicted model, not a curated record. Lineage: Eukaryota; Metazoa; Chordata; Leptocardii; Amphioxiformes; Branchiostomatidae. The coding region runs from base 357 to 938 and encodes 193 amino acids.